Octodon degus (degu) is the source of this 2338-nucleotide messenger RNA. RefSeq names its product chromosome unknown C7orf31 homolog (gene Spmip4). Gene Ontology annotation, cellular component: centrosome. The transcript has 10 exons. The coding region runs from base 342 to 2117 and encodes 591 amino acids. The record is from RefSeq and is a predicted model, not a curated record. NCBI's taxonomy places the organism in Eukaryota, Metazoa, Chordata, Mammalia, Rodentia, Octodontidae.
CCUGGCUUUAGAGCCAGCCUCCUCCUUCGCGACUAGUGUGAACAGUGUGUCGCUCCUCUCCCUUCACGCGGACGCCCCCUCCACCUCGCCCAGGAUGCAUUACCUAGUGCCUGGGUCAUGGUCGCCGUCACAGGCACCCUCGACCCCACCCCCCGCCUGCCCGCCUUCCCUCUUUCCCUCCCCCCAGCCGCUGCCCACACGCGCCCCGAGGCCGCAGGUGCGGACGCGGCGAGAUUCCACGCGCGCAGGGACUGGCCGGCCGGGACAGCGGGGCAGGCGAGGCGAGACCGCAGGGCGUCCCCAGGCUGAUGUCGCAGAUUGUACCAUUAUAGCCCAGAAACAUGAAGGUAAUAAACAGGCCCUACUGUUGCAGGGAGCUUGAAGGAGCUGACCUACUGUCAGACACGUUUUACUCUAAUGAACUGCACACUCCACUGCUGACAUCGACUCGCCCAACUGCCUCAGGGGACAGGUAUCAGGAAUUCAGGGAGUCACUCCCACAGUGUCGGCUUCCAUGGGGUGCUGAGAGGGAGUAUGGGGGGAUGAUUCCAGUUGCACUCCCUGAGGAGCACAGGCCCAAAUGUGAACCUCCUUGUGUCAUGGGCAAAGGACAUCAGCAUUACGGAUUUGGUGGAGAAAUGCAUCCAAGAAAGCUUCCUGUAGAACAGUUCUAUUACUUGACACAGAACAAAAAAAGUGACAUCUAUGGAAAUGAUUCUUUGUUGCCCAAACCACCAAAUUCAACAAUAGAGGAAAUCUGCUCGCCAUAUCCAAUCGAACACCCAUAUCAUACACACACCUCUCGUGGUGCCAUGUUCCCGACCUUCACGUCCCCAAAGGAGCUGUACCCAGACAUUAAAGCCUGCACCCAUGGACCAUUUCCUCCCACGGUGCCAACCAAGGCUUAUGAUACAACAGUUUUGAAGACAAGAGGUAAUCCUUACAGAUACGAACUGCUUGAUUUCCCCAUGGAUUCAAAGAAGAAAGCAUUAACUUGGCCGGGUCAGGAUGUAUAUUAUGAUUUUCCUAAAUGUCUUGAGAAAAAUAAGCCAAUGUUCUACCCAAAACCACCUAAAACCUUUGCUCCUAACACAUCUUUAAACUCAUGGGAUGUUAUGAAUUCUGCAAAGGAAGCCAACAUAAAAAGGAAUCUUGAAAGGUCACAUUGGAUUACUUCAUACAAUCAUGAUUUUACAGGUCUGGGACCCAUGACCCCCCUUGAACUGGAUGAUUACCAUGCAAAGGAAGUAGCAGCCCUAACAGGACAGACAGAAUUUGACCCACUGCCUCAAGAAAAAUUCCAUCCUGUCUUUAAGCCUUCCAGACCCCUGGAAGGGAGAAUUGCCCGACUUAAUCAGAACCGACGUCCUCUGGAGGCUACUAUCCAUCGGAGACCAGCUUCCUGUCCAGAUUGUACUCCUAGAGUUCUGUGUAAUUUUCAUACCUUUGUACCUAGUUCUACAGAAAUGCUGGCACUAAGCAAUAAUGUACCAUCUGGUGUGACCCGUAGAAACCAGGAUAUUGAAGACAAGAUUAAGGAAGAACAAAGCUUGCUGUCUACUUAUACACUCCCAUCUUGUAACUCGGCGAAAGAUCUGACUAGCAUUUAUGAUAUAAAACCAUUUUCAAAAAUCACAGAUACUCAAAAGACAGAAGAUUUGUAUUGGAGGCAACUGUCAUUAAAACCCCCACCAACACCUUACUAUAAAUCAAAUGAUUACAUUAACUAUGAUCAUUUCAAGUCUACUUUACGUGACCCAUAUGCUAUAUGUCAAAACCCCAUUAGGCUUAGUAAACCUAGUAUUUUGCAAAAUGUACCAGACAUGGAAGCUUGCGCUUUAGAACAUUUUUUAAAUACACCAGAAGAACAACUGGGCAUGAACAUAGAAAGCAAUGAAGAAACAAGACCUUUUUUGGGUUGGAUUCCUAGAACAGCUAGAACAGUUGCCAAGCCUCACACCAACCUAUUGGAUCUUAAGAACUCUUUUUCUAAAACCGGUGCCCAAAAGCGUUUUCAUAAUUCAAUCCUAGAAGACCAUAAAGACCUCAGAGAUAAAGACCAUUCAGGGAUGAAACACCAAUUCUAUGGACAUAAUUCCUAUUAUUUCUAUAACUGAGAUAUUCCUUCUCUUCACAACCCAUCCUCUUUUGAGAGAAGAAAAAAAAUAACAGUUUCUUUCAUUUUGCUCGGUACUAUUUCUAAAGCCAUGAACACCUUGUUAAUGAGGUUCAUGUUUUCAGGAAUUUAAGUUAGGAUCUAAUCAGAAGAACUUUGAAAAAGUGAUGUUCUGACUUCUUGAACAGUUUAACAACUUAUCAAUAAAUAUUUGAUCCAGAG